AUAAAAGAUGGGCGACACGAAAGACGGCCCCAUGGAAAGACCCUUUCGUGCAAUCGGCCCAAGAUAUAUGACUAGUGCAGUCGGGCUGUAGCUGUGAAACACCGAUAACAACAAACUUCAACCUCAGCUCAGGAAGCUUAGCGUACGGUACCGAAUUUGUAAUUAUCAACUCAAAGAAACUCCAAUCAACCUAGUCACCUACCUCAAAGAUGUCCUUCUAUGGUAACUUGGAAAAAAGAUACAAGAUAGUACCGCAAGAUGGAGGGAUAGAGACUCUAACAUUCCUUGAAGCUAGCCGGAUUUCAAUACUUCCACUGCUUGAUAUACUUGGAAAGAAUGCGUUUGCCAUGGUUAGAAUGGAUGUGAAUGGCAACAUUGUGAAACUGAUGAGUAAAUACAAUGAAAGACCAGGUGCUUUCCACACACUAACUGCCAUUGUUGAUCAUGAGAUAGAAGAAAAUACAACAAAUGAUAACAACUCAGCCACUGAUGCCCUAAUUUGGUUAACAAGGGGCCUUAAUUUCAUCUGCAUCUUCAUCCAGAAUCUGUUAGACCAGAAGAAUGAUGGUGAUGAUAUAAAACCAUGUAUAUCAGGAGCUUAUGAUAUUACACUCAGGAAACAUCACAACUGGUUCAUACAGAAAGCUGUUCAGGUUGCAUUUCGAGCUGCCCCCUACUACAGUGAUCUAAUGAGAAUACUGCAAGGAGAGGAAGAGGACAAGGACGUGUUUCUAAGUCAGGUCCAAGGUUACCACACAUUGCUGAAAGAUCAUGUCAAUGCUAUUCAAGAAAUCUACACAGCUAGGGGCCUCGACCCCAAACCUCUGACGUAACAUCAUCAUAUGAAUAUAAUCAUGCCGUUUUUCAUAUAUUUUCUCUACUAGAUCUUUCUGCUUUUGAAUGGGUAUUUGCCAGAUAAGUUGUGCCUUGUUCAUUGUGUAAAGACUUUGCUACAACACCAUGGACCCCUUUCCCAGAGCAUAUUAUCGAUUGCAAAACUUACAAAAAAUACGAUUGGUUAUCCUGUCCAAUUUCAUCAGAGUUGCAUUUAAAUAAAUGUAUGGGUAUUCAAGUUUGAACAAAUUUUGUCAACUCUCUUCACCCAUGGUUCAUUUUCAUGCGAAUGUUAUUCAAUUAUGCGUUAUAUCAUUCCUUUAAAAAAAUUUUAAUAUUCAAUUUAGAGACAAUUUCAUUCAAAUUAAUGAUCUAAAUCUUGCGCUGAGAGAAUGGUCAGUCAAUGUCGCCCCUAACACCCCCCCUUCUAAUUUAUUUUUAUUUUUUUACAAAUUGUAAUUUACAUUAUAGGUGGUUUGGAUUGAUACAUGAUAUUAGCAAAAGUCAUGUGUUAUUAAUGUAUGUUUAUAGUUAUGACCAUGGAGCAAAAAUGAACUGUUGUUUCAUUGACAGUUUGUCAGAGGAAGGAUCAGUAAAUGAUAAAAAUCAAAUUUAAAAAUGAAUCAGAUUUGCUUAAUCAUUUCAAAACAGAUGGAGAGUGAAAAUAACAUAUGCAACAAUGAAAAAUGCUGCCCAUACCCUGCAAAUGUUUGAAUAUUCAUAAAUUGGAACUCCUUUACAUUCUUACAGAGGGUGCAGGUGUGAAUUGAAAACUGUUCUUGUGCUUUUUUAAUUUGAUCACUCUGUUUUUAAGUGAGAAAACCUUGAAAUUGCAUGCCAAUAAUUCGGCUUUUUAAAUUUUGAUCUCACAGGUCUUUCAACUUUUUUCAAAAUUGAGUGAUUACAUCAUGAAAUCGGAUGAUAUUUUGAUGGAAUUGGAUGGGAAAACCUUAAAUAAGCCACCAAUUGGUUGAGGAUAAAUCUGUGUUAGAUUUCUAGCAUUUUUUUUAAUGAUAUAUAUUUUUGUUUUUUUUAAUUAAGGCCAAAGUGUGGAUAUAUUUCUAUCUCUUUGUGCUUUUUUUUUUUUUUUUUUGGGGGGGGGGGUGUGUUUUGAAUUUGUUUUAGCUGUAUUCAUAUUCAAAAUGUCAACAACAUUUGUGAUUAAUUAUAAUUAUUUAUGCAGAGGUAUAAAAUCUACCCUAGUUAAAGUGUUUGAACAAUUUCUGAAGUAUCAUACUUAUUAAUUAUAAUGGGCAUAUAUUUAUAUUUGUUUACCUCAUCACCACAACUCUGAAUUCGAAACCAGAAGACUUGACAUUACAUACAUUCCACUUGAUAUGCAUAACAUAUUUAGCUUCACGUUUUGAAUCUAAUAAGUAAGACAGAUACAGGCAGUUGAAUAGAAAUUGAUGAAUAUGACAUAUUUGAUUAAUGUUAUUUUCUUUCUAAUGGUGCUAACUGUGAAAUUGGACUAAAGCCUGUGUGAGGCAUUGAUAAAGGGUGAAUAAUGACAAUUGUACUCCGGUAUCAUGUCACGUUCUCCAAUCUUACUAGAGUAGUGAUGAUGAAUUUUUUAACUGUUUAUGUUUUAUCCUUGAAUUUUAAUUGAUAUUUUUUUAAUUUUAAAUAUCUUACUUUCUUAAUUUUCAGAAAGUUAUUUGUUGAUAAUGCAUAUUUAUUUAUAGAGCAAUUUGAAGUCAUUCAGAUGCAUUAUUUAGAAAUAUAUAACUUGCCCAUCACUCGGGGGGGGGGGGGAGUUUUAUAACAAACAAACGCUAUGUUUAUUCCAUGUAUUGCAUCAUCUCCCUUAGUAUGGCACACAAAAACUGUCAAAAGCUCAGGUGAAGAAUGCCUUUCGCUGGGAAAGUACUGUUACCUCUGAUGUGAGUAUUGCAGUUAUUGCCAUUUCUUUACACAACUCUGUGGUCAGCAGAUUAUAGCUGAAGAUGGUAUGUCUUUACAAGUUAGCUGACCCCACUUAUGUACAUUGCUAUUGUUAUUGCCAAUUCUUUCCAUAAUGGGGAUCAGUUUAUUUGGAGUUUAUCUUUUACAACUCAAGAGUGUUCAGUAUCUCACAUUCUCCAACUCAAGAUCUCAACUAAGAGAGCGUUGUUGGCUCAGUCGGCAAUGCGUCUGCCCGUUGAACCAAAGAUCGUGGGUGCGAGUCCAUCCCGGGUAGAUGACUGAAGCCAGUGCGUUGUGUGUAAAUGUCUCCCAUGUUUCGUAGAUGCAGGCUAUGUCCCUCGGAUAGGACAUGAAAUGGAGGCCCCGUGUAGAGGAGAGUCACCACCUUUGCACGUUAAGAACCCAAUGCUCUAUUCGUAUAAGAGUAGGGGGAAACCUCGGUGUAGUGGUCCACCUGCAGUCCCCCCAAUCAGUUAUAUCGGGAGGAGAGACCUGCGGGUCAUAAUGAUUCAGUUCGCUUUUCGCCUUCCAGGCUCAGGUGACGCCAAACAAAUAAUAAUGAUAAUAAAUCAUCUUACUGUGCAAGUUGAUAAUCAUUUUAUGUCCUAUGAGCUAUAAUAGCAAAAGAAGCCAUUGUAGAGGUGUUGUGGCUCAGAGGAUAUGUCUGCAGACUUUGAACCACAAGGUGCAGGGUUUAAAUCCACUGCAGCACUUGUGUCCUUUGGCAAUGCACUUAUCUAAAUUUGCCACAUUCCACCCAGGUGUAGUAAAUGGGUACCUGGUAGGAAGGGAUUCCUUGAAUGGUCGAGUAUACAGUAUAUUCAACUAUUUAUUUUAUUUUAAGCAUUCGUGCUUUGGGAAAUUGAAGUAUCACGGUACAUGUAUGUGCUAUUCAAAGUGUAUUCAGAUUAUAAGAUAGAAAGGUGCUUACAGGGACAAUUUUUGUGAUCUUUGUUUCUUGCUUUUUACAUAACAAAACAGUUAUUGUGGCAUUGGUAGCUUUCAUGUGGCGAUUUGUUUUCUUUGAAUGCAAUGUCUUCCAAUGUGUGUGAAUUUCAGACAAUUUUAAGUUUCUUCAGAGUAAUUAUUAUCUAGCAUGUAAUUUCUUUCAGUCUUUCCUUCUAUAUUGGUGUGAUGGGGGAUAUUGGGGUUAUUCAAUUAUGGUAAUCUAUGGCAUGACUUUUCCCUUACAUUCCAUACUUAUUUUUAUUAUUUUUUUUAGAAGAUUAGUAUGGCAGUGCUAUUGGUAGGUAACUGCCCACCCCCAGCAAAAAAAUUAAGAUAAAGAAAACUUUUUUAUUUUCUGUGACACCGAUCCCCCAAAGCUUUUCUUUUAAACCCCUUAUCACAAGUAAUCAAACCUAAUGUGAUUGAUACACAUAUUUGUGAUUGAUGCUUAUAUUUGUUUUGCCAUAUGUCAUUGGUUUGAAUGUUAUGCAUAUUUUUAUUAAGAGCUUUAUGAAACAGCCCUGGGAAUAAUCAACCUCAAUGAGUAUGAUGACCAGAUCUCUUCCAUGUCACAUCUUGCUACAGUUUUUGUUUGUUGGGGCCUAUAUUCAAGACUGACACCUAUUAGAUGGUGUUAGAAAUGGGGGCAGCGUGGAUGUAUUUUAAUAGAUAAAGUUGGCAUAGGGGCAAGAAAAGCAAGAUUAACUAUUUGUUACAUCUUUUUUUUUUAUUGACAAAUAGGGGUUUUAAAAGAGAGUUACACCACACAUACCUUUUUAUUUUAAACUCUUAUUUCUCCUCCCCUUUUUCAUUGGGAGAUUUUUUUGUUUGUUUUUUUUGGGGGGGUUGUUCCAGAAUCCCCCGUAGAACUGCCCCUUGUUUGAUCUCAUAGUGUUCACAGUUUUUUAAAUGUACCAUUGUUGUAGUAGUAGUGGUAUUAGGAUAUAGAAAUAAUUAUAUUAUUUGUCUUAUGAUUAAUUAUGGUCAUUCACGAUGAUGAUGAUUGUUGCCAUCGUGACUUCUUUCUCAGUUAUGUAAUGUUGUUUGUAAAGAAUGUGUUUAGGCCUAUCCACCAAAUAAUCUGCUUUAGGUUUGUAGUCUAUGCUCAUGAAAGACAUUGCAUUCUACUUCUUCCAUGGGCGUAGAUCCGCUCGCGCUUUCUAUUCUUUGGGGGGGGGGAUGGCUCUUUGUAUUAUUAGGUAAUAUCCCCCCCCCCAAGAUGAAUAGAAAUUUCUGCGGAUCGACACCAUUGGCUUCCCAUUUCUAUUGAAAAAGGCUUUGAAGAAAGAAAUAUGUAUUUACGUUCAUGUAUUAGGGUUAUUAUUUAUUAUUAUCAUGUACAUGUCAUCAUUGCCAUUUUGAUUGGUCACAAUACGCAAAGUUUUAUUUAAUCAACCAACUGAAAUUUGUCAUAGGUCAGGUUUUGGUGUUCCAUAAAGAGGUAUGUUUCAUUGUUGACUUCAUUGCAUUGCAUUGCAUUAAUAUGUAUCAAUUUUAAUUAUAAAUUAUAGAAUGUAUUCAACUCAAAUUAACUUGAUUGAAGUGCAAUUGUACUAUUAAGAACUCUUAAACUCUAGAAAAGUUUGAGUGAAUUUUACCCAAAUUGGGUGAAAAGGAACAUCCACACUUGUUUGUUUAUACAUAGGUAAGAAUCAUGUCUUAAAAUUUACACACCAUUUGGCAUUAUUUAUCCAACACAGGGAUGCAUUUUUUAUCCAAUAAAAAUGCCUUCUUUACCCAAUAUGAAUUAAAUUUUAUUUGGAGUGCAGAUAAGUUUUAAGAAUGCAAAUUCCGGCCAUGAGAAAUGAAGUUGAAUGUAAAUGAAAGCUUGAAAUAUAAUACUGUAAUCAGAUUUACAAUUACCAUUUCUUUUGUCUUAAUAUAGAAGGAAUUUAUGAUAAAUAAUAUUUUGAUUCAUAAUAGAUACAACUCAAACGCCAUUCAUUAAAUUUUAACUUUGGAUUUGGUGUGUUACUUGUUAAAGUUAGAACAAUUGCAGUUUUGUCUUUCUUUUUUUUCCGUUUUUAGACCAAUGGAAAAUCACAAAGGUUCAUUUGCUCUUCCACAUAAUUAUCAGACUUGUAUUCACGUUCGAACAUUGGCAAUUUAUUACAAGCAGUACUGCCUUUCUCCUAUUUGUGUAUAAGAUAUAUAUGGAUUAUCAUAAAUGCCCAGGGUAGUCACCUUAGAUGUACAGUACAGGCCAAAAAUUUGGGGCCACCCUCAGAUUUGAAAGAAAAUCAUACAAAACCCUGUAUUCUGCAUUCAUUCAAAUGUAGAUGGGCUAUGACAGUUCCAUCACAUCACACAAGCAUGUUUCCAACUGGUUUUUUGUCACUUAUGUCGAACCCCAGUCAGUUUUCAUAACAUAUUCAAAUUUUAUCCAGGGAUUUGAACCCACGACCUCAUGAGACUUGUACACUACCACUGAGCAACCAUGAAUCGUGUGCAUUUGAUAUAUAUUUUUUUUGCUUGUUUUUAAGAUUUGAAAUGUGUAGAAAUAUGUGAUUCAUUGCAAUGUAAUUUAUUGUGAAUUUUACUCUGUUUAAUCGAUUUCAGUCUUUCUACUAUGAGUGCAAACGUUAUUAGCAGUAUUGAUUUCAUCAAUUUUAUAAUGUAGUGUUUAUUAUGAUGGAAAGAAACAGUUGAAAACAAUGAUGCAAGGAAUUGUUUCUUGCUGUUCCCGAAUUAAAAUGUGGAAUAAAGGCAAUUUGGCUAUCUAAACGCAAA
Molecule: messenger RNA, 6417 nt
Organism: Lytechinus pictus (painted urchin)
Lineage: Eukaryota; Metazoa; Echinodermata; Echinoidea; Temnopleuroida; Toxopneustidae
Product: glycolipid transfer protein-like
Exons: 6
Coding region: 210-833 (207 amino acids)
Biological process (GO): intermembrane lipid transfer
Cellular component (GO): cytoplasm
Molecular function (GO): lipid transfer activity
Source: RefSeq, a predicted model, not a curated record